Haliotis rufescens (red abalone) is the source of this 1939-nucleotide messenger RNA. Its product is annotated as syntaxin-2-like. Gene Ontology annotation, biological process: vesicle fusion; intracellular protein transport; exocytosis. Gene Ontology annotation, molecular function: SNARE binding; SNAP receptor activity. Gene Ontology annotation, cellular component: SNARE complex; plasma membrane; endomembrane system. The coding region runs from base 93 to 992 and encodes 299 amino acids. NCBI's taxonomy places the organism in Eukaryota, Metazoa, Mollusca, Gastropoda, Lepetellida, Haliotidae. The record is from RefSeq and is a predicted model, not a curated record. The transcript is spliced from 2 exons.
UGGGACUUCCCUGAUCAACACGUACAGCGGCACACAAUCUCAAGCGGAGACCGUACGAUACAGAUUGUUAUUUCAUAGGAGAGUAUUGUGAUAUGGCGGCGGUAAAGGACCGAUUGGCAGAGCUACAAGCAGGUCAGAAGGGAGCUAAGACCGUUGAUAAGGAUAAAAUGAAGACAAAAAAGAAAUCUAAGGUGGCGGACGACAUGGAAGGGCUUCAAGAACAAGUUCGGAACAUCGAGGGAAAUCUGACAACAAUUAAUAGAAAUGUGAAGGAAAUGGAAGAUCUUCAGAAACGCAUACUCAGCUCCCCAUUCUGUGACAAGGCGGACGUGUACAAAUAUGAACAGAUUGUUAACCAUGUUCAACAGGUAUCUAGUGAGGCUAGGCAAAAACUUCGAGUCCUUGAGCAGGAGACUGCAAGCGAGAAGACGGGAUCCGACGGGACUACUGCUCUACAGAGGGUGAGAACUCACCAGCUGAACCGACUGACGAAUACGCUCGCGGCUUACACCAAUGCGUUUUUCAAAAUUCAGGCAGAUUAUAUGGACAAGAUGAAGAAGAGGAUGCGUUCACAACUUGAGGUCACUAAAGGAACUAACAACAUAAGCGACGACGAAGUGAACGAAAUUCUUCAGAAAGAUAAUUAUAAUGCAUUCACGCAAAACUUCAUCUCGGACACGCAGGACGCAGCGUCUCAGCUUCGCCAAAUAGAGGACAGACAAAAAGAUAUUCUCGCAUUGGAGAAGAAUGUGUUUGAUGUGAACCAGCUGUUUAAAGACAUGAGUGUGCUUGUUCACGACCAAGGUGAGAAGCUGGACAACAUAGAAUCCAACAUGACACAGACCGCGACACAUGUGGAAGAAGGGAAUACCAAACUGAGACAAGCCAAGAGACACCGGAAGAGGUCACGGAGAUGUAUGCUGAUUGUGGCAGGGAUAGUAAUUGUUAUUAUUGUCGUCGUCAUCAUUGCUGUAGCAGCUACAUUUGCAUAAAUCAAUGUAACGCAUUGCUAGUCUUGUGACACGGAGAAAACAUGCAAGGUGUCAAGUGUAUAAGGUAAUGGGUUAGGCUUAACUCGCGCAUAUAUGAGACAGGAACCGAUGGCAAGCAUAUGAUCACAAGAGACGCAUAGGCGUCUUAUGCCCCACCAUGACGUAUUUUAUGAACAUUUAUUACCCUGUUAAUUCAUGAUCUAUUUCUUUAAUUAUAUUGACCGUUCCAUAACAGUUACCACAGUUUGUUUACGUGAAAUUGGUGGUCAAUCGCAAGGCGAUGGCGAUCGCUUUGAGUAACCAUUACUAUGUAACCUUCACAUGACCUUGCCAAACUGUAUUAGAACACAAUCUUCUACAUAAAUAGAAAUAUAUUUGGACAGCAUUCUCCUUUUGCAGACUAACUGUUCUGAAGUACACCAUAUGGACCCAAGGUACAUAUUCAUAACUUUCCUUCAUUAUCUAUUGAGGAUAUCAUUCAUGCCAGUUGACAUUCGAUCCUAGCCUGUAGUUUUCUUCUGACCUUGUAUAACUUUCAGAGUGAGAGAUAACCUACAAAGAUGUAACCGUGAAUGUCAGUUCGCGCCAAGAUUGAGACGUCAUAUACAAGAUGAGCUCGAGACUUCUCAUCAGUCAUGGUUCCUUUUGUUGUGUUUUGCUAUUUCAGUUGACACACCUUAUCUGUAUUUGGAUCAUUCCAGUAACUACACCAUGCCAGCGACAAGAGAAAGCGCUAUUUCAGUUGACACACCUUAUCUGUAUUUGGAUCAUUCCAGUAACUACACCAUGCUAGCGACAAGAGAAAGUGCUAUUUCAGUUGACACACCUUAUCUGUAUUUGGAUCAUUCCAGUAACUACACCAUGCUAGCGACAAGAGAAAGCGCUAUUUCCAGUUGUACUGAUUGAUAUGUUGAUUUGUAAAUAAAAAUUAACUUUUGAGAUGUUGA